AAUGAGACCAUGAUCCCACAAAAUUGGGACAAAUACAAAUAGAAUUGAAAAUAUAAGAAUUCUUAGGUCAAGAACCAAUUAGAGGAAACAAGUACGCCCACGAAAAAAUUAUAUAAUCAAAGAACUCCAAGCCACUCUCCUACAAAACAAAAAUGAAAAUUGGAAAUGAAAGACUCCAUUUUCAUGAACCAUCAUGAAAAUUUUGGUUUAUACCAAAACCCCAAUAUUAAGUUGGAAUGCAUUAACACCAGAAGAUUUUACUAAACUUGAUGGCAGGACAAUUGGGAGGUUUUUGGGCAAAUUCAUAAAGGAUGAAGCUCCAUCAACGCCAUCACUAACUAACAGCCAAUAGAAAAAUUACAAAUAAUAUGUAGAAAUCUGAAUUCAUACACAAAACAUAUGUAUUCAUAGAAAGAAAGUGAAAAAAUUUACAGAAACCCCACAUCCAAAGAAGCUAACUUCGAGAAACAUAUUAGAAGUUGAACAGGGGCCACUAACCACGGGUUUAAGAAGAUAGUCACCACCGUCCUCAUUCCGCCGCAACACUAUGACCAUUGGAGUAUGUUGAUGGAGAAUUUUCUCCGAUCCAAAGAGUAUUGGACUAUUGUUGAAGCUGGAGUUCCAAAACCAACAGCAGGUGCAAAUGAUGCACAGAGGGCAGAAAUUGAGAAGGAAAAAUUGAAGGAUCUCAAGGCUAAGGACUAUUUGUUCCAAGCCAUAGAUCGGGCUAUCUUGGAAACAAUUCUUAACAAGUCUACUUCCAAGAAUAUUUGGGAUUCCAUGAAGAAGAAGUACCAGGGGAAUGAAAGAGCAAAGCGGCAACAAUGCCAGGCUUUGCGGGCAGAAUUCGAAGUUCUGCAGAUGCAGAUUGGUGAAUCUGUAGAUGAUUAUUUUGCAAGGACGAUGGCUAUUGCAAACAAGAUGAGGAUCCAUGGUGAAAAUCUGGAGGAUGUUGCUAUAGUUGAGAAAAUCCUUCGGUCUAUGACAACAAAAUUCAAUUAUGUUGUUUGUUCAAUUGAGGAGUCAAAUGAUAUUGAGACACUUUCUCUUGAUGAGUUGCAGAACUCAUUGUUAAUUCAUGAGCGGAAGAUAAAUCACCAAGACAAGCAAGAGCAAGCAGUGCAGAUUUUGCAGACACAAGCCUUGCAGACAACAAUUAAUUCAAGGGCUGAUGGUCGAGGAAAAGAAAACUGGAAAGGCAGACCAAGAUCUAGCAAACCGAGAUCUGACAAAUUGGAGGAAAGUUCAGCCACUGGAAUUCAGAAGAGGUGGCAGAACAGAAAUUAUCAAGCUGCAGAUAACAGAUCCAAAUCUGUAGGAAAGGCAAAUAUUGAAUGCUUCAGAUAUCAUAGGUAUAGCCAUUAUUGUUCUGAGUGCCGUGCUAAUCUGAAUAGAGGAGAAAGCUCUAAUUUUGUAGAACACAAUGAGAAAAAUGACGAUUCCUCUCUAUUCAUGGUCUGUCAUCCUAAAGAAGUCAGCAAGAAGAAUGUGUGGUAUCUGGAUACUGUCAAGGGAAAGGGAAAGGUAACCAUUCGUUCCAAAGACAAUUCAAUUCAGACUAUUUUUAAUGUUCUGUAUGUACCAGAUUUGAAGUCGAAUCUGCUUAGUCUAGGACAGCUUCAGGAAAAAGGAUAUGAAAUCCUUAUUAAAGAUGGAGUUUGCCAAAUUCGUGAUUCAAAACUUGGUCUGAUUGCAAAGGUCAAGAUGAUGGGAAAUAGGUUGUUUCCAUUAUACUUGCAGACCACAAAUCUGUCAUGUGUAUCUGCCAUAUUAAAGGACAUAGCUUGGUUAUGGCAUUGCCGAUUUGGACAUCUUUAUUUUGGUGGGUUGAAAGCUUUGCAGCAAAAGAAAAUGGUAAAUGAUCUUCCACAUUUUGAUUCUCCUUCAGAAAUUUGUGAAAUCUGCAUGGUCAGUAAACAGCACCGUGACAGCUUUCUUAAAGACAAAUCUUGGAGAGCAAAGCAGGUGCUAGAUCUGGUUCAUUCUGAUCUGUGUGGACUCAUAAAUCCAACAUCCAAUGGAGGUAAACAAUACUUUAUUACCUUUGUUGAUGAUUAUAGUCGCAAGACAUGGGUGUAUUUUUUGCAGACCAAGUCAGAAGCCUUAGCAGCCUUUAAAAAUUUCAAAGUCUUGGCUGAGAAUGAGGUUGGUAGAUCUGUAAAGGUUCUACGUACAGAUCAUGGUGGUGAGUUUAAUUCAAAGGAAUUUGUAGAUUUUUGUGAGUCCAAUGGCAUUAAAAGGCAACUCACAGCAGCCCUUACACCUCAACAGAAUGGUGUAUGUGAGAGGAGGAAUUGCACAAACAUGAAUAUGGUGCGAAGUCUGAUGUCAAAGAGCAGCUUGCCUAAGGAGUUCUGGCCAGAAGCUGUUAAUUGGAGUGUUCAUAUCUUGAACAGAAGUCCCACAUCUCCACUUCCAGAUUUGACACCAGAAGAGGCUUGGAGUGGACGUAGACCUGCUAUUGAUUACUUAAGAAUUUUUGGGUGCAUGGCAUAUGCACAUGUGCCAGAUCAGAAAAGGAAAAAAUCUAGGCAACAGAUUCCUACAAAUUUCGAAAAUGAAGAAGAUCUGACUGUGCAGAACUCAGAAGGUCUAACACAGCAGACUGGAGGUUUAACUUCAGCAAAUCUCGAGGUUUCAAGACAGAAAGCUGAAGAAAGUCUACCUAUAGAAGUAGAGCUCAAUAUUGGAGGAAGUGAUCUACCUCAAGAUGAUGUUCCAGUUAAUCAUUUUGCUCUAUUUGUACAUUGUGAUCCAUUGACAUAUGAAGAAGCUGUUAAAGAAAAAAAGUGGCAAAAAGCCAUGGCAGAAGAAAUUGGUUCUAUUGAAAGGAACCAGACUUGGGAGUUGACAGAUCUUCCAAAAGGGCACAAAACAAUUGGUGUUAAGUGGAUCUACAAGACAAAGCUCAAAGAGAAUGGGGCGGUUGACAAAUACAAAGCUCACUUGGUGGCAAAAGCACAAAACUCAUGGCCGAUCUACCAGCUUGAUGUGAAAUCUGCCUUCUUGCAUGGAAAUCUGCAAGAACAGGUAUUUAUUGAUCAACCUCCUAGUUAUGUGAAAUCUGGUUCUGAGCAUAAGGUUUACAGAUUGAAGAAAGCAUUAUAUGGACUAAAACAAGCACCUAGAGCUUGGUAUAGUCGAAUAGAUGCUUAUUUUUUGAAGGAAGGUUUUCAAAAGUGCCCUUAUGAGCAUACACUUUACACCAAAUUUGGAGAUGGAGAUUUUGGACUAUUCUACAAUAAGGGUGACCAGACAGAUCUCGCAGGCUUUACAAACAGUGAUUAUGCAAGGGAUUUGGAUGACAGAAAAAGCACUUAUGGGUUUGUUUUUAUGUUGGGAUUUGGUGCAAUUUCAUGGUCUUCAAAGAAGCAGCCCAUUGUAACUUUGUCCAUAACAAAAGCAGAGUAUGUGGCAGCAACUUCUUGUGAUUGUCAAGCUAUUUGGUUGAGAAGAAUUAUGGAAGAACUUGAGCUGAAUCAACAUGAGGCCACUUCAAUUUAUUGUGGUAACAGUUUAGCCAUCAAGCUUUCUAGAAAUCCAAUUUUGUAUGGGAGAAGCAAGCAAAUACAUGUGAGAUAUCAUUUCUUGCGCAACUUGGUAGAAGAUGGAACAAUUAAGUUGAUUUAUUGUAGAAUAGAAGAUCAAGUAGCUGAUAUAUUCAUAAAACCCCUCAAAGUAACAGCCUUUUCAAAACUGAGAGAGUUACUUGGUGUUUACAGCAUGUAGAAUUUAGUUUGAGGGAGGGUCUGCAGGUUCCAGAUUAUAGAUCUGCAGAUAUUGUGUUAUCCAGAUUUCUUUAUAAACUAAAGUCUGAAAA
Rubroshorea leprosula is the source of this 3820-nucleotide messenger RNA. NCBI's taxonomy places the organism in Eukaryota, Viridiplantae, Streptophyta, Magnoliopsida, Malvales, Dipterocarpaceae. The record is from the annotation of a GenBank genome assembly.